This is a messenger RNA of Triticum turgidum subsp. durum (durum wheat), 1050 nucleotides long. The record is from the annotation of a GenBank genome assembly. Lineage: Eukaryota; Viridiplantae; Streptophyta; Magnoliopsida; Poales; Poaceae.
AUGCAUCGCGCCGCCGCCGCGGGUCUCGACCUGGGCCUCGGGCUGGGGCUCGGGCUUGCGUCGCAGGGCAGCCUCACGUCCUCCACCACCACCGCCUCCUCCUCCCCGGCCUCGCAGGCGCACGCGCAGCACUGGACCGCCGCGCUUAACUCCGUCGUCGGCGCGCAGGAGUCGUACGGGCUGCACCCGUAUGCCAGCCACCAGCGGAAGGAGGAGCCGGGGAGGACGUCCACGUCGCCCGAGAGCGGCGUCAGCGCCGGGACCAAGAGGGGCCUGGAGCGCACCGGCUCCGGCGUCUCCCGCGGCGCCGCCACCGCCGGCAGCGACGAGGACGACGACGGCGGGGACGGCGCCGGCGGCCGCAAGAAGCUCAGGCUCUCCAAGGACCAGGCCGCCGUCCUCGAGGAGUGCUUCAAGACGCACAGCACGCUCAACCCCGUAAGUCUCUACUCCUCCUCCCUCGAUCGACACACCUCGGGCCGUCCGGCGCGUGGUGUUCGUCCAUGGAUUCCUCGCGAUCGAUCGCAUUGCGCUGACCGGGGUUUCUUUCCUGACGAUCUGCAGAAGCAGAAGACUGCGCUGGCGAACCGGCUGGGGCUGCGGCCGCGGCAGGUGGAGGUGUGGUUCCAGAACCGCCGCGCGCGGACCAAGCUGAAGCAGACGGAGGUGGACUGCGAGUACAUGAAGCGCUGGUGCGAGCAGCUCGCCGAGCAGAACAAGCGGCUCGAGAAGGAGGUGGCCGAGCUCCGCGCGCUCAAGACCGCGCCCGCCGCGCACGCCCAGCAGGCCGCCACGCUCACCAUGUGCCCCUCCUGCCGCCGCGUCGCCGCCACCGCCGCCGGACCGGCCGCCACGCAGCACCAGCACCAGCACCAGCAGCCGCAGCAGUGCAGCCCCAAGCCCAACGCCCACCCCGCCGGCAACGUCCUUCCCAGCCACUGCCAGUUCUUCCCCUCCACCACCACCGCCGCCGCCCCCGACCGAUCCGGCAGGCAGCAGGGCGCGUGGAACGGCGCCGCGCAGCCGCUGGUCACCAGAGAGCUCUUCUGA